CUUGAAGCGUGAAUCUCACCAUCCAUCUCCGUACAAGCCGUGUAGACAAGAGACCGGCGUGCGGGCUACGACCCGCACAUCAUCGUCAAGUAUUCGAAGCGCAAAGACAGCUUCACGUGCGGAAGAGAAAGGCUGCGAAGAUGUUCAAAAUAAGCGUGCGGAGUGGCUCUGCUUCCGCUUCAAGACGGAAGGGGACUCAAGAGGUCAAAGCAAUCAAAGACGAAUGCACACGCAGCGUCACUCCGGCGCGACCGCUUCGCAGGUCGUUUCAGACUCAUCCGCAAGCGCCAGUAGAAGGCAGAUACGACCCUUACAAUGCUCUCGUGCACCUUGCACCCCGGACUCACCACGCUGCUCGAGCUGAGUCCUUAAAGGGCGAGUCUGGCGCGCUGCAAGGAUGGUCAGUGUCGGUCAAGGACAACAUCGCCACGACGGACAUGCCUACCAGUUGCUCCAGUCAAAUGCUGCACGGCUACACAUCCCCUUUUGAUGCGACCGCUGUCUGUUUGCUCAGACAAGCAGGCGCACAGCUCAUAGGCAAGACGAACUGCGACGAGUUCGGGAUGGGAUCACACAAUUUGCACACCGUGUAUGGCCCAGUGCUGAAUCCCGCCAGUCCGGACGAAUACACGAUGGGAAAUAAGAGCGAAGGGAGACAAAGACAUAGGGCCUAUCACCAGCCACGUGUUGCGGGUGGCUCGUCCGGCGGGGCAGCUGCCAGUGUCCGAGCAGGGCUAGCUCGAAUAGCUCUGGCUUCAGACACGGGAGGAUCGAUACGCAUACCUGCUUCGCACUGCGGCGUGUGGGGACUCAAGCCUUCGUAUGGACUGAUCAGCAGAUGGGGUCUGGUCUCCUACGCCGACAGCUUGGAUACGCUCGGCUUGCUUGGUCGAGCGCCUCACGAUCUUCAAUUAGCUUUUGAGGUCUUGAACGUGCGCGACGAGAAGGAUCCAUCUGCAGUUCCUGAUCAAGCGCGAAAGGCGGCCCGCGAAGCCGCACAGGCCCGCAUCGCAUCGUUCCCAAAAGGCUCGCUUGAAGGUCUGCGGAUAGGCAUACCUGUCGAGUAUUUUCCUUCCGAGCUAGAACCUCAGAUCAUACCUCCCCUUCAUGGCGUGCUCAGCAACCUCAAACAACGAGGCGCAGUGCUGAAAAGCAUCAGUCUGAACUGCGUCAAGCCGGCUUUGGGAGCUUACUAUGUCGUUGCGAGCGCGGAGGCUAGCAGCAACCUGGCAAGGUAUGAUGGAGUCAGAUACGGUCAUCAAUCGACGGACAAAUCGGGCAUCUCUGAAGGCCAAGUCCAUCCAUAUGCGCACACGCGCUCAGAAGCGUUCGGCGAAGAAGUCAAGCGACGCAUCUUGCUAGGCACGCACGCCCUGACAUCUUCCGCUUUCGACAACUAUUUUCUCCAAGCGCAAAGAGUCAGAUUGCUAGUGCAGCGGGGAUUUGAAAAUGCUUUCAGAGACGUCAAUGUGCUGCUUGCUGCUGCAUCGUCGGAAGAAUCGCGCAAGCAGACCAGACCGAUGCAGAGGAGCGCAGGAGAAGGAGGAGAAGAAGGGGUCGAUCUGAUAGUGGGACCCGCGACUACUUCUACAGCACCCACACUCGCUUCGGUGCUACAUCCAUCUGCGCAAAAGUCGACGGCUAGCAGAACCAGCGCGUACGUACAAGAUGUUCUUACCGUGCCUGCUUCCUUGGCAGGCUUGCCCUCGCUCUGCGCUCCGGCUGGAGUGGCGCAAGACGGUUGGCCCGUUGGCAUCUGCCUUACGGCCCAGUGGGGCCACGAAGAGACGAUCUGGAGAGUUGCAAAGGAGAUCGAAAUGGGUUAAAAGACGCCAGCUAGCCAAUACAUGCUCGCCUUUACAGCACGCUGUUUGGUCCUUUUCGCCUUGCGUCAACGUCAACUUCAACACUGUCAGGUCCACACGAAAUUCGAGAUCGAACAGCACCGCUUGCACGGUCUGGCUCACAAUCACCAAACGCUGAGCCCCGCAGAGGGCGCAUCACAUGCAUUCGAGUCUGUCUCGAAAUACGACUGGUCUUUGGAUUGAAAUGAUUGAAAAUUGACG
Molecule: messenger RNA, 2066 nt
Organism: Ceraceosorus guamensis
Lineage: Eukaryota; Fungi; Basidiomycota; Exobasidiomycetes; Ceraceosorales; Ceraceosoraceae
Product: amidase signature enzyme
Exons: 7
Coding region: 141-1826 (561 amino acids)
Biological process (GO): glutaminyl-tRNAGln biosynthesis via transamidation; mitochondrial translation
Cellular component (GO): mitochondrion; glutamyl-tRNA(Gln) amidotransferase complex
Molecular function (GO): glutaminyl-tRNA synthase (glutamine-hydrolyzing) activity
Source: RefSeq, a predicted model, not a curated record